CACAACACACACCUCCUUUUUCAGUCCGUAGUACUAGACCAAACCAAAACUAAAAGUCCAAACUUUUUCUUUUUCCACUACGUAGCUUAAGCACGGAAAAUAAGGCACACAGACAGACACACACACAUUGAGAUUUGAGAUUUGAGAUACGCACACAGACAGUGAUUCGUUCCACUCCUGUAGAGAUUAUCAACAAUGGCCGCAAAACUUCCAGAAUCCCUGUUUGGGUCAGAGCCGACAUCAUCAAUGAACGUAAGAGCGAGUCCAAGCACAUCAGGAACCAACAACACUCAUGGUGGAGUUCACCCCUCAAGACAGUACUACUUGGAACAGUUGAUUGUUGCUCUCCGCAAUGAUCAUACCCGAGAGGAAGCUCUUCACCUCCUAUACAAGUCUUGCAGAGCUCAUGAAGAUUUAGCUCUAUUGUUAUGGCAUUCCUUUGAAACAAUAUACAUUCUCUUAAAGGAAAUAAUUGGAGUAUACCGCUUAAUAUCAACCCCAGAGCUUACAGAAAGUGUAUCAAUGCGCGCAUGCAAUGCUCUUGCUCUACUUAAGUGUGUAGCUACUCACCCAAAUACAAGGAUGCUGUUUAUCAAGGCUAGAAUACCACUAUAUAUAUACCCUCUUCUUAACAAUACGAACAAGGAAUCAUCUCAUGAACGUUUACGGCUUAUCAGCUUAGGUGUUAUUGGUGCCUUAGUGAAGGCUGGAGAUGCAGAAGUUAUUACUUUCCUUAUUGAAAAUCAAAUAAUCAAUCAUUGCAUACACUGCAUGGAGGUGGGCAGUGUAUUGUCAAAAACAGUUGCCACAUAUGUUGUUCAUAAAAUUCUAAUGCAAGAUGAGGGACUGAAGUAUUGCUGUACUUUUGCACACCGAUUUUAUGCACUAGGCCACGCUUUGGCAAAGAUGGUAGAGAAUCUUCCAGAGGAACCCUCAGAACAACAGCUACAGCUGCUAAAACAUAUUAUCAGUUGCUACCAAAGGCUCUCACAAAGUCCAAGGGCGUGUGAUGGUUUAAAAUUCUGCCUUCCCACAAGGUUAAGAGAUGCUACUGCCAUCAACCUCCUAUGUGUUGACCAAACAACCAUAACGUUGCUGGAACAAUUAGUUUACAAUGUCUCGAUCGGACACCAAUCUACAACAAAACCGUUUGGAAAGUCACUUAUGCACUUGCUUAAAGGCUAAACUGAGCACGACUCUGUCCACCAUGCUGUACCAGCACCAGUAGAAUUAACAUACUAUCUAUACAUAGUUCAGAUUAACUCUGUCCUUGUAUUAUUGAGUUAUCAAUGUAUAUUAUGUUACUACGUGUCUAAAACAUGUAGUAGCUCAUCAUAAAAUCAGCGUAUACCUUCACAUAUAACUUAAUAUAAGCUGUACUUGCUGUUUGAAUUA
This is a messenger RNA of Quercus lobata, 1395 nucleotides long. Its product is annotated as cell differentiation protein rcd1-like. The coding region runs from base 196 to 1185 and encodes 329 amino acids. Gene Ontology annotation, biological process: mRNA catabolic process. The record is from RefSeq and is a predicted model, not a curated record. The transcript is spliced from 9 exons. Lineage: Eukaryota; Viridiplantae; Streptophyta; Magnoliopsida; Fagales; Fagaceae. Gene Ontology annotation, cellular component: CCR4-NOT complex.